This is a messenger RNA of Alnus glutinosa, 2243 nucleotides long. Its product is annotated as pentatricopeptide repeat-containing protein At1g08070, chloroplastic-like. The record is from RefSeq and is a predicted model, not a curated record. The transcript has a single exon. Lineage: Eukaryota; Viridiplantae; Streptophyta; Magnoliopsida; Fagales; Betulaceae. The coding region runs from base 40 to 1956 and encodes 638 amino acids. Gene Ontology annotation, biological process: RNA modification. Gene Ontology annotation, molecular function: RNA binding; protein binding.
CCGAGUACAUCCUCCCUCCCUCAAAGGCUCAAAGCCUAGAUGAACAAGGGAAACAAGGCCAUUCUCCAAGGUAAGUUUUACUGUACAGUACGAGGAAGCACUCUCCGCACUUGGAAACGUGCCGGUGCCAACACCUCAAAAUCAAAUCAGGACUACUCCUGCAACAGAUUUUGCUUGUCUUUGUCUCUCUUAGAAAAUCACCAACACUCCUCCGACCAUUUCAAUCAAAUUCUGUCGCAUGCAAUUGCUUCGGGCCUCUUCUCAGACCCCUUCAUAUCCAGUAAGCUCCUCCUUGCCUCUCUCUCACUCCCCCACCAUCAUGAUCUUCAAUUCCCUCAUGCUCUUUUCUUUCAAAUCAAGAACCCCAAUAUCUUUGCCUGGAAUUUCAUGUUCAAAGCCUACUCUCGGAGCUCUUACCCGGAACAAUCCAUAUCUCUUUACAAUCUCAUGCGACGACGUUUUGCGACUUUGCCCGACAACCAUUCUUUCCCUUUCCUCCUCAAAGCCUGUGGCCGUCUCUCGCUUUCUCAGAAAGGUCAAGAACUCCACUCUCUGACCCUCAAACUCGCACUUGAACCAGAUGUCUUCGUGCAAAACGCCCUGGUGUCCAUGUACUCCCUCUGUGGCUUGCUUCAGACUGCCCGCAGAGUGUUCGAUAAGGUUCCAGCUUCGGUUCGCGAUGUAGUAUCUUGGAAUAGUAUGAUUUCUGGGUACCUACAGCGCGAUUGUUGUUGGGAAGCCUUGAAGGUUUUUGUUGAAAUGCUGGCUGAUGGGUCCAUGAGGCCAGAUGGGGUAACUUUUGUGAGCGCUCUGACUGCUUGUGGAAGAAUCGGAUUUCUUGAUCUGGGGCUGAAAAUCCAUGGAUUACUUGCACGGAGUGCAUUUCUUUUAGAUGUCGUUUUGGGUUCCUCUUUAGUAGACAUGUACGCCAAAUGUGGGCAGAUUGAGAACGCUAGAAAGGUUUUCGACAGAAUUCCAGAUAAAAAUGUAGUUUGUUGGACUUCUUUGAUAGGCGGUUAUGCCCAUUCACAUUUAUUCAAGGAAGCGAUUGAGUUGUUCAGGGAGAUGCAGGUUCAUGGAGUCAAAGCUGACGCUGCGACUGUGGCUUGUGUAGCUUCUGCAUGCGGGCAUUCAGGUGCGCUGGAUCAAGGAAGGUGGGUGCACACCCACUGUGAAAGGAGUGGCAUUCACAUAAACCUCUCCACAAAAAAUGCUUUGAUUGAUAUGUAUUCAAAGUGCGGAGAUAUCGAAAGGGCUCUCCAAAUUUUCCAUGAGUUGACUGAGAGAGAUGUAUUUUCAUGGACGGCGAUGAUUACUGGGCUUGCCAUGAAUGGGCAGUCUGAUAAAGCAUUGAAAUUGUUUUCACAAAUGGACAUGUCCGGCGAUGUUAGGCCAAAUGAGGUCACAUUUCUAGGAGUCUUGUCUGCAUGUUGUCAUGGUGGAUUUGUAGAUGAAGGGUUCCACUAUUUUAAUGACAUGACUCAAAGUUACAAGCUCACGCCUCGUAUUGAACAUUAUGGGUGUAUGGUUGAUCUUCUUGGCCGUGCUAACCUCUUGGCUGAAGCAGGAAAGUUUAUCAGGGCAAUGACCAUUGAAGCUGAUGUGGUUAUAUGGCGAUCCUUACUUUUUGCAUGUACAUGUCAUGGGAGCAUAGAAUUGGCAGAGCUGUCAGCCGAAAGAAUCGAGGAACUGGAGCCCAGAAGGUGCGGGGGACGUGUUUUAUUAUCCAACAUAUACGCUUCAGCCUCGAGGUGGUCUGAUGUGAACAAAAUGAGGAAAGGUAUGGCUCUUCAGAGAAUCCAAAAGCUUCCUGGCUGCUCUUUCAUUGAAAUUGAUGGUGUUGUUCAUGAAUUCUUUGUUGGGGAUGGUUCGCAUUGUCAGAUAAAGUCCAUAUAUGAGACGAUUAUUGGAAUUAAUAAGGUUAUACAAGCUGAAGUUUUUGACCCAUAUAUCUAGGAUUGUCAAUGACAGUUAGAUAUAGGUUGAUUGGAAUUCUAGGAAACUUUAGCUUGUAAUUACCAGAUGAACUUUAUGGAAUAAUGAAAUGCUACUGAAAAGUAGCACUUUAGACUAAACGAGGAAACAGUUGUUGCUUGAAAUUUCGCAGCAAGGCAAAAUUUCAUAAGGGCAAAGUAGGGUUGUACGAGUGGAUAUUGAAUUUACACAUGCCCGGGUUUGAUUAAAAGGAACUGUUUAUGUAUUAUGAGGACCACAUUUCAUAAAGUAGAAGUUACUAGUUCGAA